AAAAAAUAUAUUUAUCCUUCACAUUUCCAGUCAGGCAUCGUGUAGACGGCACACAGCUGUCAAUCUGCUGGGGGUCCUUUCGGGUCCUUCCUGCCUGAGCCGCUCCGCCAGCCUGCUGACAUCUAAGCGAGCAGCCGAAAAAAGACGGUAAAUUACCGGUAAAUCUUCCUCUCACAGGCCGGGUACCGGAGGCGAUGAUGGGCGGGAAGACGAGCGCGAUCGCCGCGGGUCUGUGUGGCGCUCUGGUCGUCGGUUACUGCAUCUACUUCGACAGGAAGAGACGGAGUGACCCCAACUUCAAGAACAGGCUGCGGGAACGGAGGAGAAAGCAGAAGGUAGCUAAAGAGAGAGCAGGUCUGGCCAAGCUCCCGGACCUGAAGGACGCCGAGGCGGUUCAGAAGUUCUUCCUGGAGGAGAUCCAGCUGGGAGAGGAGCUGCUGGCUCAGGGAGACUAUGAGAAAGGCGUGGACCACCUGACCAAUGCCAUCGCGGUGUGCGGUCAGCCUCAGCAGCUGCUGCAGGUGUUGCAGCAGACUCUGCCGCCGCCCGUCUUCCAGAUGCUGCUCACCAAACUGCCCAGCAUCAGCCAGCGUAUCGUGAGCGCACAGAGUCUGAGCGAGGACGAUAUAGAAUAAGAGGACCGAGAAGAAACGCUCCUCUUCCUCCUCCUUCCAUCACGACCUGCCGACUCGGCCUCCAUCACUCCGGCCGACAUCCAUCACUUCCCAUCAUGGUGUCCUAAAGGGAAUCUGUUUUUUAUUCCUGGUUUAUCCAUGACAGUAGUGUUUUUUUUUUUUUUUUUUUUUACUUAAAUUACCCGUUUUGGGGUAUCAGAGGAUCUUGAUCAUAAAGCCCGGAGGAUUCAUUCCCCCGUGUGUGUGUGUGUGUGUGUGUGUGAGUGUGUGUGUGUGCUGUUUAACUGGACUGGGUUUAGUCAAGAACAUGACGGGAUGUUGUAGCGAACGUCCUGACAGCAUCAAUGUGCAGGUUGUUCUAUCAGUCGUACAGAAGCAGGAAACAUCUGUCAGUGUAUUUAUUUUGUUAUCAGUCGUCUUGUCUGUUCGGUUCUAGACUCGGAAACACUUUUUAAAAAGUGAUGAAAUGUUCUGUUCAUUUUGAAGAGGAAGAGCCUCUUUAGGGAAAAAAAAAUAAAAAAAAAUGUAAACUACA
Messenger RNA from Thunnus maccoyii (southern bluefin tuna), 1170 nucleotides. RefSeq names its product translocase of outer mitochondrial membrane 20b (gene tomm20b). The record is from RefSeq and is a predicted model, not a curated record. Lineage: Eukaryota; Metazoa; Chordata; Actinopteri; Scombriformes; Scombridae. Gene Ontology annotation, molecular function: transmembrane protein transporter activity. The transcript is spliced from 5 exons. Bases 195 to 635 code for a protein of 146 amino acids. Gene Ontology annotation, cellular component: mitochondrial outer membrane translocase complex; mitochondrial outer membrane. Gene Ontology annotation, biological process: protein import into mitochondrial matrix; tRNA import into mitochondrion; protein targeting.